Messenger RNA from Thyridium curvatum, 2262 nucleotides. RefSeq lists its product as uncharacterized. The record is from RefSeq and is a predicted model, not a curated record. Gene Ontology annotation, molecular function: protein binding. Bases 1 to 2262 code for a protein of 753 amino acids. Lineage: Eukaryota; Fungi; Ascomycota; Sordariomycetes; Thyridiales; Thyridiaceae. The transcript has a single exon.
AUGCAUGCGUCCCCGUCCGGCAGACCCGAUGCCUCGCCGGGCCAGGGCUCUGCCGCCGCCGCCGCCGCGCUGAGGGGCGCCUCCCUCGCCUUCGAGAAGCAGCAGCAGCAGCGCGCCAACACCGCCGCCCACCACCUGGCGUCCGGCCCGAGCACCCCCGUCAACGGCGCCCUGCUGGCCGCGACCUCGGCCUCCCGCGACGCGAGCCACUCGAGGCCCGUCUCGCCCUCGCGCAGCGCCGGCGUCGCCGUCGGGACGACGACUAGGAACAGGAGCCCGAGGGCGGCGGCGGGCCCCGGUCACGCCGAGGGCGUCGGCAGGGAUAACACCGGGGAGCGGCAGGGGAGCGCGGUGCGGGACCGCAGCCGGGAGCGGGAGCUGGCGCGGCGGGUGUCGCUGGUGCUGAGCUCGCCCGCCUCGGUCGUCGGCUCGCCGCACCUGCUCCUGCCGCCUGGCGGCGGCGGCGGGGCCAAGAGCGGCGCCGACCCCAAGUCCGCGUCGUUCAUCGCCGCCACGCUUGCGGCGAGCAGGUCCGCGAGCCCGACGCCGAGCCCGGUCGUACACGGCAGCGCGCAGGCCGCCGGGCCGGGGUAUUUCUCCCAGGGCCCGGGUGGUGGUGGCACCGGCGGGCGGAGCGUCAGGGCCAGGAGGGGCAGUGUCGGGUCGAGCAGCGUCCACUCGGUGUCGACGGCGGGCGUGGACUUGCCAGAUACUACGCCGAUACCCGCGACGAACUCGCUCAUAUCGAUGUUUGAGGACAAACGGGGUGUGGAUCCCGUCAAGAGGGUGCCGUCGCCGUCGAAGCGGCCCGGACUCAGGGUGCCGACGCCACCCCGGGAAUUAAGCCCUCCGAGGAGGAAGGUGGAGGAGAUGCCUGCCCAGAAGCAGGUUAGGGUUGAAGAGGCUACCCCAAAGGAGAAGAUGCAGAAGGAGACUGCCCCGGAGGAAACUGCAGCACCGCCUCCCAAGCUUAAACCCAAGCCGAAGCCAAAACCUCAGCAACGGCCGUCUACACCUACCUCUGUGCCGCCGCCAUUGAAGACUGCCCGCGCUUCUACGGAAAUUCUGUCCCCGAGGCCCAGGCAUAUCGAACAACGACCCAAGAUCACGACUUCAACACCACCUGCCUCAUCUCCAGUUGGCAAGAUGAGUCCACGAAUUAAGCGUCCAGUUGUGACUGCAACGUCGUCUACGGAGGAGCUAUCUAGGGGAGUAGAUGGCCAAUCAUAUUCUAAGAGUCGUCGGGAGCCGAAGAGGAUGACGGUGACGACGACUACUUCAGUGGAGAGGCCGACUACUGCGACCUCGCAAUCUUCCGACGAUAGCUUCGUCUCAGCAUCCUCGACGCAGACUCCCAGACCCCCCACUCCGCCACGGGGACGUAAGACAAAACCCCGGCAGAUACCGUUACGAGCUACCACCCCCAAGCCUCCGCCACCCAAGAGAUCACUAUCAACGCACAGCCUGCAGCCCAUACCUCGCCGCUCUACAGGCACAGGCACCCCGAGCAACCUGGCGCUCGACUCGCUCGCCAACGCCAUCGUAGCCAGCUCCCUGGCGUCGUCCCGGCACCCGACGCCCAAGUCCAAGACGCCGCCGCCGGUCCCGACGUCCCGGCGCCACCUCCACCACCACCACCACCCCCACAUCCCGUUCGGGCACUCGCACGAGCGCUCGCACAGCAGCGGCAAGCCGAACCGGUCGCCGCGGCGGGCAGGCAUGCUGCAGACGCUGCGCUCGCCGCCGACCAAGUCGGACGAGGAGGACGAGUCCAACGCGGCGGCGGCGGCGCGGCGGCGGCACAAGAACCCGCUGUCGGUGGGCGGCAAGCACUCGCACCACGAGGGCGCGCGGCGGCGCUGGCGCGACGAGGUCACGCCGCGCGAGCGGCGGCGGUACGAGGCCGUGUGGGCGAGCAACCGCGGCCUGUUCCUGCCCGAGUCCGAGGCGGACUGCGUGUGCGGCGUCGUGGUGCGGGACCUCUGGAGCCGCAGCCGGCUGCCCGCCGACGAGCUGGCCGAGGUGUGGGAGCUGGUGGACGGGUCGUCGUCGCCGUCCGGCGGCGGCGGAGGCGGGCGCAGGGGCAUGCUCAACAAGGCCGAGUUCGUGGUCGGGAUGUGGCUCAUCGACCAGCGGCUGCGGGGCCGCAAGAUACCGCCGCGGGUGAGCGACAGCGUCUGGGGCAGCGUACGGGGUUGGAGGGUCAAGGCGCCGGAGAAGGUCAAGGGUGGUGGCGGCGGCGGAGGGGGCAAGAAGAAGUGA